Zingiber officinale is the source of this 1626-nucleotide messenger RNA. RefSeq names its product adhesive plaque matrix protein-like. The transcript is spliced from 5 exons. The coding region runs from base 137 to 1420 and encodes 427 amino acids. Lineage: Eukaryota; Viridiplantae; Streptophyta; Magnoliopsida; Zingiberales; Zingiberaceae. The record is from RefSeq and is a predicted model, not a curated record.
AGCUCUUUGGGCUUCGACACCAAUCAGCCAACUCUCGUUAACCUCUCGGUUCCUGCGACCCAUCCCCUCUUGGCCACUUUGAAUCCUCUUCCUGCAGCGGCGGUGCGGCUGAGGCGAUCAAAUUAGUAGCAGAACGAUGGCGAGGACGAAGAGGACGAAGAGGUCAAAGAAGAAGCCGGAGGCCACCUCCUCGGCUCCUCCACUGGCUUCGAAAAGUCUGAAUAGGGCGAGGAAGAGGGCGAGGAAGAAGGUGAAGAAGUUGGGAGAAGGUGAGGAUUCGGCUCUGCCUCCACAGCCAGAAUCUGAGGCUAAUUGUACUGAUGCUACACCAGCUGUGACGCCGGGAGAAAAUCCCGCUGAUACUAACACUGGUACUGAUGGUGCACCGGAGGAUAACAAGCAGCAGCCUGCUGAGAAGAGUUCAGGGUUCAUCUUCAUGUGUAACUCCAGGACGAAGCCUGAGUGCUAUCGGUACCGCGUGUUUGGAUUGCCCCCGGGCAAGAAGGAGAGUGUGGAAAAGAUAAAACCCGGGACCAAGCUCUUUCUUUAUGAUUUUGACUUGAAGGUUCUUUAUGGUGUGUACCAGGCGGACUCUCAAGGAGCCUUGGACCUGGAACCCGAUGCAUUUGGAGGGAGAUUUACAGCUCAGGUGAAAUUCAAGAUUGAUAGGGACUGCUUACCUCUUCCUGAAGCUACAUUCAAACAUGCCAUUCAAGAGAACUAUUUCUCCAAGGGCAAGUUUAGCCCAGAGCUUAAUCCCAAGCAGGUACAUGAAUUGUUGUCAUUAUUCCGUUCUGUUCCUUCUCCACUUCCGCAGACACCUGCUUCUCAAUAUGUUCACAGACAGCGCUCCCCAACUCAUCAUUUACCUCCUCCGGAGCCUUACAUGCCAAGCUACAUGGCACAUCCUACAUCUCCUGAGCUGCGAUACAUUUCUCAAGUUUCUCCUGUCGGUGAUCCUUAUGCAAAUGCUCCAGUAAUUCCACAGAACCCUCAGCAUCUCCCACUAUCAACUAGGCCGACCUCUUUUCCAUAUUAUAGGGCACUUCCCCCUAAUCCAUAUUAUCCUGCACCUCCAGUCAAUGUAUAUUACCCGCCACCUCCAACUGAACCACGCUAUCUGGGACAUCAAUCUCAGCCUCCAUAUCAUGUUGCUGUGCCACUUUACUAUCCAGAAAAUGCUAUUCCAAAUGCACGAAUUCGUUACAGGUUAGUACCCGAGAUAAUUCCAGAUGAUCGCCCUUCUACAAGAGAGGGAGAACUUGCUCCCCAGGCUGUUCACGGCAGUGAGCCCUACAACCCUGACCACGCUACCAUUCCAGCAAUACAGCAGCCUGGUCGCGAGUUUCCUACCGCACAAGGAUCAGCCACUUUCCCUUCACUUUAUUCAUAUGCAAGCGCUAUACCUUGGCAUCAGUGACUUUAUCCUCGACUAAUGCUUUCUAUCGGAUUCGCUUUCGUACGAAGCACUUGAAUCCCGUUUUGUGUCUCCUUUGGAACAAACCAAGUGUACUAAACUAGUGAAAUUAGUGAUGUUUUUAGAACUACUCUAGUCGUAAGCAAAUGUGACUUUAUUACGAUUUCUCCUGUGUUUUUUGCAAAUAAUCUUUACCCAUGUCUCUACUA